Molecule: messenger RNA, 2284 nt
Organism: Anastrepha obliqua
Lineage: Eukaryota; Metazoa; Arthropoda; Insecta; Diptera; Tephritidae
Product: phospholipase B1, membrane-associated
Exons: 6
Coding region: 802-2076 (424 amino acids)
Biological process (GO): phospholipid metabolic process
Molecular function (GO): glycerophospholipase activity
Source: RefSeq, a predicted model, not a curated record
UCUGAGCGCGGCAAGUGGUGCACAAAUACUGCUGCUGACUUGCAAGACUUUGUUUGUUAUAAUAUUGAGUCGAAGUAUUUAAUGUCGAAUAAAAAUUAACUGAAUUGAUUUGCAAUUUUGUUUGUUUACAAUCUACGAAAAUCAACACGCGUUUGCUUUAUAUGGUGUAAAGUGUGAAUUUGCAAUAAUUCUACGGCUGUUGAAAGAUUCGCAUUGAAAAGUAAACAAAUGCUGAAGUUGAAAGAAAAAUGAUUUUUUUAAGCGGAGGCACAUUUUAAUAAAUGAAUGAGUAAAAAAGCAAACAAAAAGAUAUUUGUAUGAACGAAAUGAUUUUAUAGUGAUUUUUAUAUUAUUGAUAUAAUGGAAAAAAUAAUUUGUGUUAAUGCAAUAAAAAACUCGAAAUAAUUUUUUUAAUGUCUCUACCAUAAAAUAUUAAAUAAAAAACGUAAAACUAAAUGCUGUUCGAACAGAUUUGUUAAAUUGCUUAAAUAAACUCGAAUGCUAUUAUAAAAUACAAGAGUUCGGUCUAAGAAAAAUAUAACAAGUUAAAGAAUUUUAAAUGCAAAACUGAGUUUUGAUUUUGCUGAACCUCAGUGCAAAACCAUUGUGCAAACUAAAAUCGUGCAUAAUUUAUAUGAUUUUUUACGUUAAAAAAGUUGUACAUUAUAUGUUUUUAAAUAAAAAAUUAAGUGUCUUUACGAUUAAGAAGACUUCUUCGUAUAUGUAACAGAAAUUGACCAACGUCAACGUUAUAAGUAAAGUGGGUUUUAGUAUUCGUAGCAAUAAAAAUUCUAUUUUAAAAUGUUUCACGCACGAAUCCAGAACAACUUGCUACUCUGCGCACUUCUAUUUCACAUUGCUCACCCUGUGUUAACGCAACGGACCGUAUUAGAUGUAUCUUUUCGUGACUUGUAUCGGCCGUUACGUUUGCUUGGCUUGAAUUUGGCCGGUCGUUCAGGUGACAAUCCCAAUAAUCGACAACUUGUGCGUGAUAUGGGCAAAACCCAAAACCUCAAUACACGCGCUCGUUCGCUCGUAAACUUUUGCGAUGCUCUAAAUGGACCUGGCAAGCGCAGUGAAACUCGUCCUACUUCGGUACACCGCUUACGUCCUGGUGACAUAGACAUUAUAGGCGCAAUGGGCGAUUCACUUACAGCCGGCAAUGGCAUUUUUGCCUCUAAUUUGUUGCAUGUUACGGUCGAGAAUCGUGGCAUGGUCUGGAGUAUUGGUGGUCAAGGUACUUGGCGGCAGUAUUUGACGCUACCAAAUAUACUCAAAGAAUUUAAUCCGAAUUUGUAUGGAUAUUCGCUGAAAGAUGGACUCUCCACCGAUCGAAGUUCAAAAUUCAAUGUCGCUGAGUUGGGUGCCAUGUCACGCGAUAUUCCCUACGAAGCACAAGUUCUUGUCAAACGUAUCUCACGUGACCCCAAAGUAAACAUGACUGCCGAUUGGAAACUUAUCACGCUUCUCAUUGGCAAUAAUGAUUUUUGUUCUGAUGUUUGCUAUCUGCCUCGGCCAGAGGAUGCAAUUAAAAGCCAUGAAGAGAAUAUGGUGAAGACAUAUCGUUAUUUACGUGACAACGUGCCACGUCUAAUGCUGAACGUUGUGCCAUCGCCGAAAUUGGAUUUUCUAAUUGGUCUUAGUCGAAAAAGUCCAGCCUGUCACACUACUUUAACAUUUGAAUGCCCAUGCUUGGUGGGCAAGCCCAAGCAGUAUGUGGCGAGGAUGAAGAAAUUGAUGAAAGCGUGGAUUGAGAAGGACAAAGAGAUAGUGAAUAGGGAUGAAUUUAAUUCGGAGACAUUCACUAUCAACCUACAACCUUUCACACUGUUCGAUGAUUUCUUUCCUGCAAGCGAUGAUUCGGUUAAAUUCAAAUUUCUGUCGGAGGAUUGCUUCCACUUGAGCCAGCGUGGGCACGCGAUCAGUGCCAAUUAUUACUGGAAUAAUUUGUUGGAAGAAAACGGCCAGAAGAGCAUAAUGACAGAACCAACGCUGAUGAAGAAUUUUCAUUGCCCGACAGAGGAACGACCUUAUCUGAUGACACGCGUCAAUAGCCGCAAAGAUUUUCAGGUGUGACUUUGAGCGGAGUGUCACGUUUUGGCGUUUGCUAAGAAAAAAAAAACGUAUAUUAAUUUAUUAACGUCUGUGAUAAUUUAGAUAUUUAGCCAAUAGUUGCUUAGUCAUACCUAAUUAGUUACAUAUAGAUUCAUAGAAAUGUAUGAAGCAGAUAUGUACAUUUGUAUUGUAAUUUAUGUAAAAUAGAUCGUGAUAUUUGUAAAUUAUA